AGAACAACCACACGGUGGAGAAUGAGAGCAGACUUUAUCCUUCAACGCCGAGCUGCUCACUCGCAUUAAACUCAUUAACGCUGGACGACACGCGCAGCCGACAUCUAUUGUACUUUCCCGACACUAAACGGUCAGAAAAAUGGGGAAAGGAUGCAUCACUUCCACCAAGUACUUCCUCUUUCUCUUCAACCUAAUCUUCUUUAUCUUCGGAUCUACGAUUAUGGGAUUUGGCCUGUGGAUCCUCCUAGACAAUCAGAGCUUCAUCGCAGUGUUGCAGGACUCAUCCAUUGCCUUAAAGGUGGCCACUUAUAUUCUGAUUGGUGUGGGAUCAUUCUCCAUGAUUCUGGGAUUUCUGGGCUGUCUGGGGACCAUCUAUGAGAUCCGCUGUUUGCUUGGAUUUUACUUCACCUGUCUGUUAGUCAUUCUCCUCGCUCAAGUGGCUGCUGCCGUUCUCAUCUACUUCCAGCGUGAUGUGUUGAGGAAGGAGACAACUGAAAUUGUGUCCAAAAUCACGGUGAACUACCCUGGACAGAACAAAACAGCUGAGCAGGCCUGGGACUACAUCCAGAGAACAAUGCAGUGUUGUGGCUGGGAUGGGCGUAUGGAUUGGUUUUUAAACCAUGUAAUAAAGAACAAUUCACAGUUUUUGUACCCAUGCUCCUGCCACAAUACUUCCUUCCCUCCUUCUAAUGUUGCAGAUAGUGGCUUCUGCGAGGCCACAUCUAAGGACUGGCCCACCUAUGAGAUGGGCUGCCUGGCGAACGUGGAGAGCUGGCUCUUCACAAAUUAUGGAGUCAUUCUUGGAAUCUGCCUUGGUGUGGCUGUCAUUGAGCUCCUCGGUAUGAUUCUGUCCAUGGGCCUUUGCAAAAGUGUACACCAAGAGGACUACACCAAAGUGCCAAAGUACUGAAGACACAUGGACGCACACACACACAUGGACGCAUUCUGUUCUCCCUUAUUUACAUGGAAAAACAGCUCUCCCUCUUUUUCUACAGUACACACAAUGUUUCCAAAAGAUGAACUUGCGAUUUAAGAUUUAGGUUUGUGUUUAUGAACCGCAUAAGCUCACUCUUCAUCUGUAACAAUAUGUAAAUCCUCUGUGAUAUAUCUAAUCGAGUCUUU
This is a messenger RNA of Triplophysa rosa, 1122 nucleotides long. RefSeq names its product CD82 molecule a (gene cd82a). The coding region runs from base 140 to 910 and encodes 256 amino acids. Gene Ontology annotation, cellular component: membrane. The transcript has 9 exons. NCBI's taxonomy places the organism in Eukaryota, Metazoa, Chordata, Actinopteri, Cypriniformes, Nemacheilidae. The record is from RefSeq and is a predicted model, not a curated record.